GGCCCGAGCGCGCCCCGCCGCUGACCGUCCGCCCGCCGCCCGCGCCCCGGCCCCGGGAAGGACUCGGCCACCCUCGCGCGUGAGCUCAGACCCUCCGAGGAGCCGCUGAGGACUCGAAGCCAUCGUCAUGGAGUUUGUGAUGAAGCAGGCCCUGGGAGGGGCCACCAAGGACAUGGGGAAGAUGCUGGGGGGUGAUGAGGAGAAGGACCCCGAUGCCGCCAAGAAGGAGGAGGAGCGCCAGGAGGCCCUGCGGCAGGAGGAGGAGGAGCGCAAGGCCAAGUACGCCAAGAUGGAGGCGGAGCGUGAGGCCAUGCGGCAGGGCAUCCGGGACAAGUACGGCAUCAAGAAGAAGGAGGAGCGCGAGGCCGAGGCCCAGGCCGCCAUGGAGGCCAACUCCGAGGGCAGCCUGACGCGGCCCAAGAAGGCCAUCCCGCCCGGCUGCGGCGACGAGCCCGAGGCGGAGGACGAGAGCAUCCUGGACACGGUCAUCAAGUACCUGCCGGGGCCGCUGCAGGACAUGUUCAAGAAGUAACUCCCGCCGCGCCCGAGCCCCGCCCCGCCCUCACCCGCCCCUGCCCGAGACCCGCGGGGGCCCGGAGGGAGGUCGGGAGCGGAGUGCAGCAGCCCCAGUGCGAUAUAAGCCAUAGUCCCCGUCCCUGCGCCCCACGCCCCUCACGCGGGAGCCUCCGCCCGCCCCUACCCCUCCGCGCACCGCCGCGUGGGAUCGGCGCCCACCCCCAGGGCCCCUGCGGCCUGUGCCGGAGACCUGGGUCCAGCCCCCUGCGCUCCCGCGGAGCUGGAGGGUUGGACCUCCCCGCCCGGCAAGCCUGGAGCCCCCUUAUUGCCCCCGCCCUUCACCGCCCACCCAGCAGCGUCUGAGGCCGGGCCACCGGCCGCCCCUCAGCGCUCCAUGCGCGCUUGUCCGGCCCCAAACUCAGGAGCACAGCCAUAGUGGGGGGAGGGGGCGUCGUGCGGGCUGGCAGCGGCGGGAAGGGCAGCGGCAGGUCCCUGGGCCCCGGCCUCCGGGCAGGGGCGGUAAGCCCCUCCCGGUCCGGGUCAGCCUGGACCCCCCAAGCCCCUCCUCCCACACUGACGCCUGUCUGCUGGCUGCCCACCCCUCUCCGUCUGAAUCCAUCGCGUUCAUCGUCCGUCUGUCUGUCCUUCCGUCCUUCCCUCCCCCUUGGCUCGCUCCUCCGGAAGGCUCUGCUUCUUCGGAAUGCCACGGCCCUUUUCUAAGCUAAGGGAAACAAAGCAAUACGAAUGGGGGGAAGCCCCCCCACCCCCAGAGUGGUACACACCCUACUAAGUCAGCUCCCCUCUGUCGGGCCAGCCGGCCGGCCAGCCAGCCUCCCCCUCCCAGGGCGGCACCCUCCCCUCCGAGGCUGCUCUGGGCCAGGCCCAGCUCUCCACCUCUAACACCCACCCCCUCAGCGGUGCAGGGGAGGGCGAGCCCGGCUGCUGCCCCCAGCGCUGGGCAGCCGAGGCGGGUGUCCCUGGCCCUCCCUUCUGCAGGAUGCUGCGGCCUCGCGGGGGCCCGCCGGGUGUCCUCUCUCACGGGACCCGCCCGGCCCCCCCCAAGCCCUGCUUUGCCCCCCGUCCUUGGCUAACUCGCGUCACGACGUGUUGAAUCUCAGGUAAAGGUCUAAUGUAUUUGGGGAGUUUAUCUGGACAGAAAGCCGGUGGCCUGGCCCCGGGCCACGUACAUCCACGUGGGAAGUUCAAGUGCGGGAGCUGCGGCCGGGGUGCCCCCCACAUCGCUGUUAGAAAAGCCAUAGCAACCAGACUGCAAUACCAAUGGCGGGGCCCCGCGCGCCCGCUCCCCCUGCUCCCCGUCUCCUCAAGGCCCGCGUCCGCACUUCCGGAGGCCGGCUCUGCGCGGCCAGGGCGUCGUCUGGCAGGAACCCCGCAUCCCCACCCCAGUGCUUGGGGCGCCAGGGCAGCCUAGCUUAGCGCAGACCUUGGAUGUUGUCCGUCUGUCUGUCCUCGCGCCUGCGCCUCCUCCUGCAUGUCGGGGGCGCCGCGUGUGUUCUCUCCGGAUGGAAUCACAGCCAAUAAACAAUCCCGUGAUUUCA
This is a messenger RNA of Phyllostomus hastatus (greater spear-nosed bat), 2072 nucleotides long. RefSeq names its product complexin 1 (gene CPLX1). Lineage: Eukaryota; Metazoa; Chordata; Mammalia; Chiroptera; Phyllostomidae. The coding region runs from base 128 to 532 and encodes 134 amino acids. The record is from RefSeq and is a predicted model, not a curated record. The transcript has 4 exons. Gene Ontology annotation, biological process: neurotransmitter transport; synaptic vesicle exocytosis; regulation of neurotransmitter secretion. Gene Ontology annotation, molecular function: syntaxin binding. Gene Ontology annotation, cellular component: SNARE complex; terminal bouton.